AUGUCACGGAAUAAUAGCAAGCCUGACAAAAGAAAAGUAAUAAUCGAGCAAUGGUGGGUUAGGCAUAAAUUAGCACAAACUGAUGAAGGGAAAUUAUCUCAAAUAUUUGUAAAAAUCGAUUCGUGCACUGAUUACUAUCCUGGUAUCCGGUCUACAUCGAUUCAAAUGUUAGAUCCGACAACGUUUUAUAAAAUUUUAUAUUUGACAAAAAUCGACCAAUCCUAUCACUUGAUUAAUCUAGUCCUCACUAGAGUUCUCGCUAACACAAAUGUCUUUAACGUUUUAACAACGCAGGAAUCUAACAUAAAAGGCGCAAAGUCCACCACCAUUUUAUAG
Messenger RNA from Loa loa (African eye worm), 336 nucleotides. RefSeq lists its product as hypothetical. The record is from RefSeq and is a predicted model, not a curated record. NCBI's taxonomy places the organism in Eukaryota, Metazoa, Nematoda, Chromadorea, Rhabditida, Onchocercidae. The coding region runs from base 1 to 336 and encodes 111 amino acids. The transcript has a single exon.